AUGGCUGGCCCUUCCUUCAAGUUUCGAGCGGGCCCUAUCCACCUGGGAGAGAAUGAGAAUAGCCGUGAGGCUCUAGUACGAUCUAGUAGUGCCCAAACCGAUACCGAUAUCUAUUCGAGGGGGCUUCCGAUGCGGACGGCGAUCGUUCAUGGGAGCUUGGCAUGUCUAUCCACCUUGGGAAUUGCUUCGUUGGUAUGGGGAUAUCUUAUUAGCAGCCCCGACUCUGCAAUUCAGCGUGCCUCCGGAGAUUUCGCUAUCGUAGUGGUUCUACUAUCGAUCUCUAUUGCCUGGUCGGGGCUCCACACGCUGUUUUUCGGAACAGUGUCCAAGGAUUUCCUGGAACUAGCCUCUACCGCCGAAGACAUCCUAAUUAUUAGCUCUCUUAUAUUCUAUCCCACAGUGUGCGGUUAUGAAUUGAAAAUUUCAGGGAUUGUGGAAACCUGUGAUUAUAUCACGAUAAGCGGGCUGGCCGUUGCAUAUAUGGUUGCAUUUAUACGAUUGAUACAGCUCUUGGGGAGAAUCAUUACGCCAGUCAUCCAACUCAAAAAUGCGAAGUAUCGGUCACUUCGACUAGGCCCAGAGUCCCACACCAAGACGCAUUCCGCCUGUGUUGGCUUUUACACCAUCUCAGCGUGCCUCUCAAUCCUAUCCUUGGGCAUGAUGGCGUGGGUCUACUACAUGCUUGUAAAUAUUGCAAGAAAAGAUUCCGGUCAAAACAUCCUCCAGGCUAUACACGGUUUUGCGGGGUCUAGUGUUCAAACCAUGCUUCUCUUGGUUGCCCUAUUGUGGGUAUUUUCAAAUGGCUACAGUGUGGUUAUGUUCGGCAGAGUGUUUUCAAGCCGGAUUUCAUCGCUUCUCGAGCUUGCUUUGGCCGUUGGCCUGAUGGGUGUUUCAGUUCAUGGAUUUAUGUGGUCGGCUCAGCUUAACAUCGCAUGUCCGCCUGAAGCAAAUUGCCCAAGAGCCUGGAUGCAGAUUAGGUCUCACCACUUUGCUGCAACUCUCUUGGCUUUUGUUGUGGGGUUGGUUCAUCUUGCGCUCUUCGUCAUCCGGCUAUACCCAAAUCUCCAGUCGAUGCGAGACAGUUUCCUUCUUCACCGUCUAAACAGUCCUUCCGGAUUAAGCUUCUUGCAACACCGCUCCUGGACCGACGAUGAGAUAAUAUUGUUCCUCAAGCUGAACGGAUUAACUGAGGAGGCGAGAGAUAAUAUCGUUUCAAUCCUUUAUCAGGUUCAUAACGAAGAUAUGCUACCGGACGAUGACGAAAAGCCACCCAGCAUGGAAAGUCCCUCGAGCCGCGAUGGGGCCCAGGAGAUGGCCGAUGAGAAACAAAGGAGAGAGGAGCAACUAUGCUUACUCUAUGAUACACGUCAAGUCCCGAUGGAUGAGGAGUGCGGUCUGGUUUGA
Venustampulla echinocandica is the source of this 1404-nucleotide messenger RNA. RefSeq lists its product as uncharacterized. Bases 1 to 1404 code for a protein of 467 amino acids. The record is from RefSeq and is a predicted model, not a curated record. NCBI's taxonomy places the organism in Eukaryota, Fungi, Ascomycota, Leotiomycetes, Helotiales, Pleuroascaceae. The transcript has 4 exons.